This is a messenger RNA of Rhipicephalus sanguineus (brown dog tick), 806 nucleotides long. Its product is annotated as putative mediator of RNA polymerase II transcription subunit 17. The record is from RefSeq and is a predicted model, not a curated record. NCBI's taxonomy places the organism in Eukaryota, Metazoa, Arthropoda, Arachnida, Ixodida, Ixodidae.
GUAAUAAAGGUUCAAUGCUUCAAAGAUGGAGGAAAAAACCACCGAGUAGACUACAAAGCAAACCGGGACCAAAACGCUUUUCGAAAAAGCCUGCAUCUGCAACAAAAAGCAAGGGGCACAGACACAACCGACAUGCGACCCUCACGAAAAAACAGCACACAGGCAAUAAAAUUAAGCACCCAAUGGGAAAAGGCAGCACAAAAAUGGAUAAAAUGAUGACAACAAUGGUUGCAGCCCAAAUAGGAACUGCAUUGACUAACUCGGCCGUCAGUAUAGCGCAGUCGGCUCUUGGAUUGAAAGGCUCGGGAAAUAACAGUACUGGUGCUGAAAACAUCGACGCUGGAACGUCUGGAAGUGGUGGAAUGGGCGGGAUAGAUGGAAUGGGCGGAAUGGGCGGAAUGGGUGGAAUGGGCGGAAUGGGCGGAAUGGGAGGAAUAGGAGGGAUGGGUGGAAUGGACGGAAUGCCCGGAAUGCCUGGAAUGAGCGGGAUGGGUUGAAUGAGCGGCGCGGGAUGUGCAGUGCGAAUAUCCACAGAAUGUCGGCAUUUACCACACUGACUUCGAAGCCGAAGAAAGAGAAAGACGGAGUCACGAACUGCAAAAUAUUUGUGUGCUGUGUCCUCAUUCUGAACAUUAGGAUGCAUUUUGCCAUAUGUGAUGUGGAUGGUUGAAAUUUUGUCUGGUGAUAAAUACGUAGCAAUUUUUAUUGAGCGGUCAAAAAGCUCCAUCUUCAAUAAAAAAUCACGCUUUUAUUACUUCACCAGCCCUCGUUAGACCGAGUCUCUGUGCUUGUCUUCUGGUAACAAA